AUGGAACAGGCCUAUAAUAAUCCCGUUUUCGGCGGGGCAGGCCAGCAGCAGCCUCCACCGGAUCCUGCCGGAACAUCCGACACGGCCAGGCCCGACCCGGCCGGCGCUCACCAUGAGGCCAUGGAAACGGAGGACACACAAAAUACCGGUGGGGUCGUUCCGGAAGGGCAGGGUGGGACCGGCGCGGCCGAUGGGUCGGCGCCGGGUGGCCGCCUUGCGGACAUCCUCGCGGGCGCAUUCGCGCCGGACACCGCGGGUGGCCUGGCGGGCGCCGCAGGGAUUACAGUCUCAGCAGACCCUGAGUCAAUAGCGCGGCUUAAUGCGCUCGCGCGCGUUUUCCGCGAGCCGGGCACGGCUGACGCCAUUAAUGCACUCAUGGCGGCGCAGCAGCAGCUCACGACUCAGCGGCUGAGUGCGCCCUUCACCCUGGGAUCAUCACUGCCCCACAUGCCGCCUCUGGCGGAGUACCCAUCUGUGAAGGGCCAGACCUUUGAGUCCUGGUACGAGGCCGAGAUGCGGCCUUGGCUGCAGCUAGUAGGGGGCAGGGCGCCCCGCGAGACCUGGGUGUCGUACACCCUGCGGGCGAUGAAAUUUGAUCUCAGGCAGCGGGUGAUGGCUUACAUCCAGGCCUUAGGCCUUGACCCCAUGACGCUAGAGUGGGAGCAGUUCAAAGCCAUCAUGUUCCAGCAGUCCUUCCUGCCCCACCCAAGCGAGAUAGCAAAGCGUCAGCAGCUGAUGAAGCCAAUCAGUGCCGGCGCGGUGGCCAAGGCCAGCGCCUUUGAUACCGUUGCCACCAUGUCAGACCUCACCCGCCAGUUCCAGCAGUGCAACCCGCCGCCCAACACAUCGUGCGGCUGGUGCCAGAGCACCAUGGUAGCGAUGGGCAUGAACAAGCUGCCGCCCACGCUGGCUGAAAUAGUGGCGGUGCACCCGCACAAGGGCGAAUGGAAAACCUUCGCUGAAUGGUCUAACUACGUGAUUGACAUUGCGCCCACGUGGCUGCACCAGCUGCAGCAGAAGGAGGCAGCCGCGCGCGCCCAGGCGCAGCUGCUGCAGCAGCAGCGGCGCCAGCAGCAGCGCCCCUAUGAAAGCGGUGGGCGCGGCGGCGGCGGCGGUGGUGGCGGCGGUGCGCCGCCCCACCCUAAGCGGGGCUGGGACGACGCCGAGGCUGCCUCGUUUGUGGCCACAAGCCCGUCUUCAAGCGCGGCGAUGGCGGCGGCCGCGGAGGUCGCGGGCGCGGUGGCCGCGGCGAUCGUGGCGGCCGCGGCGGCCGCGGGAGGCUGGGCCGUGGCGAUGCUGGACGUGGCGACCAGCAGCUGGCUGAGCGUAGACUGCAGCGUGAAGCCUCUUCGGCUGCUGCAGCCGUGA
This is a messenger RNA of Monoraphidium neglectum, 1368 nucleotides long. RefSeq lists its product as hypothetical. The record is from RefSeq and is a predicted model, not a curated record. Lineage: Eukaryota; Viridiplantae; Chlorophyta; Chlorophyceae; Sphaeropleales; Selenastraceae. The coding region runs from base 1 to 1368 and encodes 455 amino acids. The transcript is spliced from 3 exons.